ACGCGCGAUAAGUCCACUCUGUCGUCUAUACGCACCACAAUGCGCACCCCCGUCCGUCUUCGCAUCCCGCGCACUCCUACCCUCCUCCCACGCCUACGCACACCUUUCUUCCGCACUAUAUCCUCUAUAUCCACCUCCACCUCUCCCUCAAACAUCGCAUACACGACCAAUUGCCCCGCGCAAACAUGUUCCUGUAGUGUUUCCACACCUCCCGACCUCGACAUCGACCGCGCUUCGCCCCUGUUGCAUACGGUGCCACAAUAUGCGCAGCACGUGGUGCUUUGCACGGGCAAGGAUGACUGGAGUAGUAGGAUAGAGGAUGAGGAGGGUGUUUCUGGGGAGUUCUUAAGGGGUAUCAGAGGGGAAAUCGGGAGGGGUGGAAAGGGAUUUGAUCCGUUUAACAACAUCCUGCUCACAAUGGGAAGCUUCCCCACUACUACCUCAACUUCACCAACACCAUCAGCUACCACGGACUCGCAGACCGCAACGACAGCCCUCCUCUUCCCCUCUUUCCUCCGCAUUCCCUUGAUACCAACCACCUCCCCAUCUCCCUCGACCUUCGCAACCGCAUACCUGAAAGCCGAAAAGCUUCACACCCACCACGCCUCCCUCACCCCCACCCAAAAAGCCGCCCUCACUCGUGACGCUUCCCAAGCAAGCCUCCUACCAGCCGCAGAACCCAUCACGAGACCAACCAUCUUGAUCUGUGGCCACGGCAGCCGCGAUUCGCGCUGCGGCGCGCUGGGUCCCGUCCUACGUACCGCGUUCCAAGAGCUAUGCGCGCGCAAAGGAGUCGAUGUCGAUGUAGGAAUCGUGAGCCACGUCGGGGGACACAAGUUUGCAGGGAACGUGGUUUUGUAUCUCCCGCCUAGUUAUCAAUUCGCACAUCGACAUCAGGAGACUGAUGCGGGAAGUGGGCUAGCUGGUGCCGGGGUGUGGUAUGGACGCGUUGGGGUCGAGGAGGUUGAGGGGGUGGUUGAAGAGACGCUUUUGAAGGGGAGAGUCAUUGCGAGUUUGUUGCGCGGUGGGGUUUUAGGGGACGGAAGGGGGGAUUUGGGAAGGGUUGUUGAGGGGAUGAUGGCAAGGGAGAAAGGAGAUGGUGCAGGGGAUGCGUUGAAGUUGAAGCCUAGGGUUCGGCGGUGA
Molecule: messenger RNA, 1143 nt
Organism: Periconia digitata
Lineage: Eukaryota; Fungi; Ascomycota; Dothideomycetes; Pleosporales; Periconiaceae
Source: the annotation of a GenBank genome assembly